Atta colombica is the source of this 765-nucleotide messenger RNA. RefSeq names its product glutamate-rich protein 1-like. NCBI's taxonomy places the organism in Eukaryota, Metazoa, Arthropoda, Insecta, Hymenoptera, Formicidae. The transcript has 2 exons. The record is from RefSeq and is a predicted model, not a curated record. Bases 1 to 765 code for a protein of 254 amino acids.
AUGUGCGCACGGCACACCGUCAUCUAUCUAUUGGACGAUCGACAGCAAGAUCUACUGGACGAUCGACAGCAAGAUCUACUGGACGCUCGACAGCAAGAUCUACUGGACGAUCGACAGCAAUAUCUACUGGACGAUCGACAGCAAUAUCUACUGGACGAUCGACAGCAAGAUCUACUGGACGAUCGACAGCAAUAUCUACUGGACGAUCGACAGCAAGAUCUACUGGACGAUCGACAGCAAGAUCUACUGGACGAUCGACAGCAAGAUCUACUGGACGAUCGACAGCAAGAUCUACUGGACGAUCGACAGCAAGAUCUACUGGACGAUCGACAGCAAGAUCUACUGGACGAUCGACAGCAAGAUCUACUGGACGAUCGACAGCAAGAUCUACUGGACGAUCGACAGCAAGAUCUACUGGACGAUCGACAGCAAGAUCUACUGGACGAUCGACAGCAAGAUCUACUGGACGAUCGACAGCAAGAUCUACUGGACGAUCGACAGCAAGAUCUACUGGACGAUCGACAGCAAGAUCUACUGGACGAUCGACAGCAAGAUCUACUGGACGAUCGACAGCAAGAUCUACUGGACGAUCGACAGCAAGAUCUACUGGACGAUCGACAGCAAGAUCUACUGGACGAUCGGCAGCAACAUCUACUGGACGAUCGACAGCAACAUCUACUAGACGAUCGACAGCAACAUCUACUGGACGAUCGACAGCAACAUCUACUGGACGAUCGACAGCAAGAUCAACCACAUCAGGUUUAA